AUGGCCUUGAAUCAGAUCCUUACAGGCGGUAUCGGCCUCGCAGCCGAAGCGAUAAAACACCAAAAGAAUAAGAAAGCUGCCAAGAAUGCAUCCGUGGACGACUCGAUAUUAGUAUUCGGCGCAACUGGUUCCUCCAAUUUUCAGCAGAUGAAUGCUGGGAACGAGGGAAUGCCUCAACGGGCCAGCAAGGUUUUAUCAACAUACACUAUAUCGACCGACAAGCUUCACAACGAUCUUGACGGUCUUGAGAAGAGACCAUCAGUGGAAUCAGAUCCAACCCGCGCUGUUAUACCGAAAGGCGUGGGCAAAGAUCCUGCACGUAUUUCAACCCUUGUCGAGGCAUUCCUCGCAGUUCACCGACCACUCGUACGCCAGACGCCAGCGCCUUUGCCAUUCGCCGUCAUAAUUCCACAGCGGCGGCCUGAAUCAAGGCAGAGAGGAUUCGUGCCUGCAUAUGCACCUUGUCUUGCGCCUUGUGGUAUCAGUGAAGACGCCUUCAUGCAGUUUCAUGAAUUCUAUAAUGAGUCUCUACGCUACUCGAACGCCAUCAAAGUUGUUACUGUUGCAGCUGGAGCAGCAGGUCUAGUUCCCAGUAUCACGGCUACCGUGGUCUCCUUGACAAUUGGGGCGGCCGCGCAAACUGCAGCUUCAUUGCAAAGCCGCCAGCGCACGAACGAUUUCUUAUCACAUAUGAACUUGGAGUACUUCAUGCCUAUGGGGCUUGUCUGCCUCAUUAUGAGGUACACAGCUCCUGAACAUUACAGCGAAGCUACAAAUCUUUACCAAGCCCAUACCCAGGCAACGAACCAAUCGCGCUGGAACUUCAACGUCGACCACGGCCAGAUGGGAGAUGCAUCAAUGCCGCUCGCGGCUCCUCUGAUUUUCCCAAAAGUUAGCUCAGUACAAGAUCAAGGCAAAUCAACAAAGUUCGAGCGGGCAAAACAAUUUAUCCAGGACUACGGAGACAGGAGGGCGCAAGCCGAAUUUGCGAGGAGCCACCCAGACUCACAGUUAACCAAGGCUGUAGCCAGCCAAGUCAAAUUUCAAAGCUUUUUGGGGGAUCCAAGGAAUUUCUCCAGCAUCUCUAAGAAUUCAUUGCAGGAAAUGGCUCAUGACAGGUUGAUAGGUCAGGGAACCAGAUUCUCCGUUCCUCAGCGUGAUGUGAGAUUCAGAAGCAGAGCUCAAAUGGGUCAUCAAGAAGGAGAGCGAUUUCAACAUGCUGGCCUUGGUACCCUCAAUCCGCAAUCGAGGGAAAGGGUUGAUUCCACCAAGGAUGUCCUCUACAUGAUGAUUGUCCCUCUUCCCACCCAGGAACAAAUCAAUUCCGCAUAUGAUGAGCCGCCAGCAUACUUGGCAACUGAGGAGGUGAGAUGGUGA
Molecule: messenger RNA, 1377 nt
Organism: Clonostachys rhizophaga
Lineage: Eukaryota; Fungi; Ascomycota; Sordariomycetes; Hypocreales; Bionectriaceae
Source: the annotation of a GenBank genome assembly